This is a messenger RNA of Schizophyllum commune H4-8, 816 nucleotides long. RefSeq lists its product as uncharacterized. The coding region runs from base 1 to 816 and encodes 271 amino acids. The record is from RefSeq and is a predicted model, not a curated record. Lineage: Eukaryota; Fungi; Basidiomycota; Agaricomycetes; Agaricales; Schizophyllaceae. The transcript is spliced from 2 exons.
AUGCGCGCACGUCGCCCAUCUCGUAAGGCAUGUCCUCCCGUCUUCUGGAGUACGAGGUUCAACUGGGUUGGCGUAUGCUUCCCGCCGCCUUGCGGAGGGCGAACGUUCGACGGGAUAGCGGCCGAACAUGACCUAUCCAGCACGCACACUUCGAUCGCGCGGCGGACGCCUCCCCUUGACUCUGCGCCAUUUCCUGAUCACGUUAUAUUGGGGUAUCUUUCGCCGCUCCGAGUUCGAAGUAGCUCGAUCGUCGACCCAUACGGCGUUGACAAAGAAGAUCGGACGAGAAAUGCGGCCGACAUCGCGCACGGCGUUCGCAGUCAACCGCACCCUGGCGGUCCUGUACUAUCCUUCCACAUCGACAGUGGCGAUCAUCAGCUCCCUGAGCAUUGGACCGUCGCCCUUGCCGCGGUCGACCCUCAACAUCAUUGUCGGCUUGUUGACGACGCACUCCUCAGCGUCAAGGAUACGAUUCUCAUUGUCGGCCGCCAAGAACUCGCCUUACGCGGAUGCUCACGUUGUGCGACGUUCUCGUAUGGAGGCCAGCUGUGCUCCCCUUCUAUCACGGCAAUCACGACUUCGACGGGCGGUCCUGCGCUCAUCAUCUGCGCCUAUGAAGUCGUCGUUUACAGGCCCGGCUCGUCGACGCUCGAUAGUUCUGCACCUGCAUCCACCCCCGUACUUUAUUGUUCACCAGCUUGGUCUGCUCCGACUUCCUCGAUGUCGUCGUACAACCGGAAGACCCAAUGGCGAUCGCCUCGCGCGCGAAGCGUGCACGCCUCUGUCCCUCCACGCCGGCGCAGCCAAGCGCGAUGA